GAAGUAGAAGGACCACCUGAAGACGUUGAAAGUUCUGAUGAUGAAGAAAUUUGUGAAGACAUAGACAAGCCGAAAAUUCCUAAGAAACAAUUCCCUUGGACUGCAGAAGCAAAAAAACUUGUAUCUGAAAUUGCAAGUAUAAAAAAUCAUUGUUACAAUGUUUUAAGACCAAGGAAAACAAGUAGCUACACUUAUGUUGGAAACUUUAUGGUUCGUCAAGUUUUGCCAUUGUGGCCACAUGGCUACAUGACAGCAGAAGCUUUACUAAAGUUUGUUCAUGAAGUUGAACCUACGACAAAAAAGAAAACGAAAAAACUGAAAGAAGUUGGUAAUGGUAAUACUAAUUCUUCAGAGAAUGUGAUUUACAGUUCUGUAAGAAUUGACUCAACAAGUAUAGGUACUGUUGCAUCACAAGAAAAGGUCUCAGCGAAUGCAUCUAAAAUUCAAAAUGCAACAGAAAAUUCUAUUAGUUAUAUAAAACAAGGAACUACAAAAUCAAGUGAUAAUAUAGAAAAAAAGCAACAUAGUAUAAAAAAUAAAGAUAGGAAUAAAGAUAUUAGUAAUUCAGGACAGUAUCAUGAAAAUUCAACAAUUGCAGCUAAUAAUUCCAGUGUAGGUAAAAUUUCUGUUGUGCCUACGGCUCAGCUAAUGGCUCAAAAACCAGUUAAAAGUCACGUAGAAAAGAUUAAUUUUAUGGAUCUAGUUAAUAGUUCUCUUUCUAUUACACCGGUUAAUGAUUUUCACAAGUCAUCUAUGAAGAUAAGUGAAAAUAAAAAGGAUGUAGUUUCUAUUACUGCUUAUCCUGAAACUUCAAAUGUUCUUCCAAAUAUAAAUGAAGUGCCUCAAAGUGGACAUCAUUCCGUGCACAGACAGGAAGCUUCAUACUCAUGUACACAAUCACAACAGUCUAACUGUUCCGCAUUGGGUCAAGCACCUUCACUUUCUAAAGCUUUAAAACACAGACUGCUACAUGAGAACACAGACGUAAAAAAUGAUAAAAAAUUAGAAGAUAAAGAUAUUGAUUUGGCUAAUAAGACUGAGAAGAAGGAUAAAAAGCGAGAGCGAUGUGCGGAAGGUAAACACAAGUCGCAUGAUGUUAAAAAGAAGAAAAAGGAUCAAAAAGUAUUAGAUAAACAAGUAGGAUAUGUUAAUUCGGAUGUAGUGCCUAUACAGCAACAGCAGCAACAACCAUCACUUACGAAAGAAGAACAGGAACAGAGACAAAAUGAAGAAACAAUUGCUGCUACUAAUUAUUUAAGUCAAAUUUUUAAUGACGAUACAUCAUCAAGAGGGAUAUCAGACAAACGAAAAGACACUGGACUUAUUUUGGAUGAUCCAGUAGGCAAUGCAGUGCAACCAACGGAGCAAGAGAAGGAUGUUCAAAUGGUGAUGAGGUCGUUAAAAGAAUUGCAAGAAUUACAAGAAAUGAAGUAUUCACCAAGUAAUUCACCAAUUAGUAGUAAUAUACAAAAACUUAAUAAGUCGAAUACACAAUGUGCUACUUAUCAAGAUGAAUAUUCACGCUUAUAUCUAAAAAAAGACGUUAAACUAAAGUCUAAAGAGGAAUCACAAUGG
Molecule: messenger RNA, 1575 nt
Organism: Heterotrigona itama
Lineage: Eukaryota; Metazoa; Arthropoda; Insecta; Hymenoptera; Apidae
Source: the annotation of a GenBank genome assembly